Messenger RNA from Sitophilus oryzae (rice weevil), 1732 nucleotides. RefSeq names its product GATOR complex protein NPRL2 (gene Nprl2). Lineage: Eukaryota; Metazoa; Arthropoda; Insecta; Coleoptera; Curculionidae. Gene Ontology annotation, biological process: positive regulation of autophagy; cellular response to amino acid starvation; negative regulation of TORC1 signaling. Gene Ontology annotation, cellular component: GATOR1 complex; vacuolar membrane. Bases 144 to 1301 code for a protein of 385 amino acids. Gene Ontology annotation, molecular function: GTPase activator activity. The record is from RefSeq and is a predicted model, not a curated record. The transcript is spliced from 5 exons.
ACAGUGACAGUAGAGUUUAUGUAUUUUAACCUCAAAUUUACUCAAAUUAAAUGCAAAAUUUUUAUUUGUUUUUUUUUGCAAAUAAUUUACUAGUAACGCAUGUUAUUUUACAUAUAUUUAAUUAGAAUUGUUGAUUAGUGUCAAUGAAUUCAACUACAACGAAGAAAACAACAUCGGGAACGAAGGAAGGACCAAUCCGUUGUAUAUUUUUUUGUGAAUUUCAUCACACAGCAGGACCGAUUAUUUCAUGCCAGAUCCCGGAGAAUUAUAUAUCUAAAGAACUCUUCGAUAGUAUAAGUGUGUAUAUUAUUACAAAAGCUGAACUACAGAAGAGUACAAUAACAAUAACUUUAGAGGAUUACAAAGUUCUGGGAUUCCCAGUGAAAAUAGAUAACAAAAAUUAUGCCAGGAACGCGUUUUAUUUCAAUUUAUGUUUUGUCUGUGAUAGUGACGCCCGAACUGUGCAAUACGAGUCAGUCGUAAUGAAAUUCUCCGAAUAUUUAACGUCUAUGGAGGUGGAAAGCUCGUUUUUAUCUAGCGGGAAAUCUAACGCCAAGCUGUCACCAAUUUUGAGAAAAGUUUUGGAAGAUUUAAACACUAGAGGGGAAUGUGCCCUUACUGAAGGUCCAAUAGCGACGCAUUUAAAAGUGUGCCAGAUAAGAAGCGAUCCAGAUGCGGUUUUAGACCACCAAGUACCAGUUUUUGUCAAAGAAUUGCCUCCGCAUCAGUGGGAUUUAACCACACAACAAGUCACACCAUACAUUGAUGGAUUUAAUCAUAUUGCCAGGAUAGCAGCGUUGUCAGAUGUGGAUAAUAAUCUGGUGAAGGCUUGUGUACAGAAUUUGGUUUAUUAUGGAGUAGUGUCUCUGGUUCCCUUGUUUCAGUAUGGCAAUAUUUACUCUACCACUCCUAAAUUGAGAUCUUUGGCGCACGACACUGACUUACAGAAACGAUGCCUUCAAGAGGUGGCGCGCUCUCAUAGACAAAAUCCGAACUUGAGAGACGUAUUUCGCACAUAUUCUGCCAUGACCCGAGGUACAACCAUCAAAGACCUCUGUACCCGUUUCAACAUGACCAAUCUAAAGAUCAACGAGCGAAAACUGGUUCAAUUCGGUAUGCUGGAAGGUCUGAUCAGGCGGGUACACAAAUAUCCCAUUGUAUUAGGGGAAUCGGCAGGAUUGCAAAAAGUCUUUACAGGCAAUUUCAACGUUGACGAAAUAUGCUGCGCUACGGGGGUGACGUCACAACAGUUGGAGGAAAAAUUGGAGAGAGAUCAAAAUGUAAUUCUACUGUGGAAAUAAAAUACCAUAAGACUGAAAAAAAGGCGUCAAGGACGGCUGGGGAAUGACAAUCGAUGUUAAUUUUGGCGAGGUCAAUCUAUAGACAUCUAAAUUUAGACAAUUCAAACUUGUAAAAAUUAAAAGUAAUUAUAGAGAGCUUAAAGCUUGAUUUUCAUGCGUUCGUUAUCCGUUGAUACGAUGGUCCGACGGCGCUCUGAUUGGUCAUAGCGUUUUCCCAGCCGACUUUGACGCCGGUUUUUUUUCGAUUAUACGGUAUUUUAGCAUUUUGUUAUUGUUAAAAUUAAUUCAAUUGUACAUCAGUUGCACUUUUUAUUAUUAAUUCUAUUUAUUUGAAUUAUAUAGGUACUUUUUAUUACCUAAUUUUAUUGAAUAUCAAAUAUAUUUAUUUAUACUAUUUUUUAUCAAAUUAAAAAAAUAUAUAUUCUUUUUAU